GUGGGUUUGAGAUUGGGAUUUGAUGGGUAUGGAAGAAGGAGGCAAUGCAAAUGGAACAAAGGUGAGGGCUUUGAUAGAGAAAGCAACAAACUCCACCGCACCGGAGAUCGAUCCCCGCCUCCUCAAGGCCAUCAAGACGGUGGUCCGCUAUUCCGAUUCGGAGCUCCGCCACGCUAUCCAAACCCUUAUGGAUCUCAUGAAGCGUGACCACUCUCAGGUUAGGUACCUUGCACUUCUAAUAAUUGAUGAACUCUUCAUGCGUUCAAAGCUUUUUAGGACCCUUCUUGUUGAGAACUUGGACCAGUUACUGAGUUUGAGUGUCGGGUUCAGGCGUAAUCUACCACUGCCUGCUCCACCAGCUGUUGCAUCUGUUUUGCGUUCAAAGGCCAUUGAAUUCUUGGAAAAGUGGAACGUGUCUUUUGGGGUUCAUUAUAGACAGCUCAGAUUAGGUUAUGAUUACCUAAAGAAUAUUCUUAGGCUUCAAUUUCCUAACAUACAAGCUAAUGUGGAGCGGAUUCAACGAGAGAGGAGGGAAAAGGAGAGGAGGUCAAAAGAGAUUUUAUUGAACAAGUAUGAAUAUUUGAAAGAGAAUUCAACUUCAAUAAAGGGAGGAAUACUGUCUGCGAUGGAUGAGAUCAAUGAGUGUUUGGACAUUUUGCAUUCAAAAGAGGAGCUUGUGUCGGAUGAUAUCCUAGAUGAAGAAGAACUCAUUGAAUUUCGUUCUUUGGAGAUGCAGCAGAUUCGUCUUGAAGCAUUGAAAGAAGGGGAGAAAGUUUACGAGAACAGCGAUAACAAGGUAGUUUUUGAUGCAUUGAGAGAGCUAUACAAACUUCUGAUCACAAAGCAUUUGGCUUCCAUCCAAGAGUGGAUUUCUGUUCUUGUAAGAGUUGAAGUAGCAGACAAUAGAUUCAGAGAUUCCACUUUGAAGGAGUUCAUUGAUAUCCGAAAUUGUCUGAAGUCUGUAAAAAACAAAUGCGAAGAGGCAGGUUGUUCUCUUCUAAACACAUCAAAACUUGAAGAGGAAGAAGAUUUUUGGGAGGAGGGUAAUGUGGCAGCUAUUGAAAUCUCGUCUAGUGCACCCAAUAAUAAAAACAAACAUCUUGACAUGGCAUCGACUUCCCAUAAAAUGAAUAACGAUAAUCUUGGUUCAUACUUUGAAGAGUCUAAUGGCUCUGAUACUGACAGCCUACUUCAUGGAGUAAAUAAAGUUGAGUCAAACCCUCUCAGGAGUAAACUUAUAGCUGAAGCUCCUGUUGUAAGAUGGGGUUCUCACUUGGAAAAUUGGGAUUCAAACAGGGUUUUUAUGGCUAACCAACGGGGCUUGGAGCUUGAAAGUCACUGGGGUAGGGUGGAGGAUGAUGCAGUUAUUCCAGCAGAUAAAAUUGCUGAAUUGAAUGUUCAGGCAAUGCCUUAUGAAGAAAAGCAAAUUGAGAUCCAACCAUGCCGCGCUCCUUUGAGGAAAGGGGGACUCUGUCAGAGAAGAGAUCUGAAAGUUUGCCCAUUCCAUGGACCUAUCAUUCAUCGAGAUGAUGAAGGGAAGCCACUCAAUCAGAGCCCUUCAGAAGACAUGAAUACGGAUUUAGGGACUGAUUUAAUAGAGCAGUUAGCAAAACAGGCGGUUAAGAAUGUUCGUGAAAAAGACAAAGAGGUAGCAAAUAAGAGAGAAAUUGAUAAACAGUCAUUGAGACGUGCAAAACUUGCUAAAAUUCGGGAACACAAUGAAGCAGUUUUACGGGAUGCUGCUUUGGCUUCAACUUCUAAAUCAGCAGCUCUUGGAGAAGAUGUGGAGGUAACUAAUGAAGAUAAACUGUCUGCCAGAGACAAGAAGCAAAGUCUUGCAUCCAUGCUGCGGAAGAAAGUAACAUCAAAAGAUAGAAUAGCUCAGAAGCUUUUGAGUUCACGGGCAAGGGAUACCGCAGGUAGGCAGCAAGUGUCAUCUGAGGAUGACAAAUACCGAGAAGCCUUCCCAAAUCAAUGGUAAACUGGUAUAGUCUUUUUUAGCUGUCUGAUUACUCUGAAGUCUGAAUCAAACUCCAGAAUAAACUGUAUUUUGGGUAAAGCCGUGCCUGUUGGUCAUGAGGCCUAUUAGUUGGGCAAACCUUGCACAAGGCCCUUGACUUUCCGAGAGUGGGGAUAAGAGUUGAUUGUAUAUACUUUUACUUUUAUAUUUUUAGAGAGAGUUUCAGUGGCGGAAUCACGUUGGCUCCAACCAAGAUCAAGACUUUGGCUAAUUUUAAAAAAUUAGCUACGUUUCAGACAUAGCUAAUUUAAUAAUUGGCACCAGCUAAAUUUUUUUUUGGCCCUGACUCAUUAAUCUUGCUGGCUCCGGCACUGAAGAGGUUAUUUAUGGAUUUGAACCAACAAAUGAGUAACUUUACCACUAUUUCAAGGCUCACCCUCUUCACUAGGCGAUUUAAUUGAAUUGAGGGAAAAAAAACUACUUAUGUACUCAUUUGUUUUUCUGUAUUCUUAAUUUUUCUUGGGCAGACAUAAGCGCCAGCUGACCCCUAAGGACGAAGGGAAGUAGUUGUGUGCAUUGUUGUGAAAAACUAGUGUAAAAACUUACGUUUUUACGUUUUUAUU
Messenger RNA from Gastrolobium bilobum, 2583 nucleotides. Its product is annotated as UV-stimulated scaffold protein A homolog. The transcript has 2 exons. Gene Ontology annotation, biological process: transcription-coupled nucleotide-excision repair; response to UV. Lineage: Eukaryota; Viridiplantae; Streptophyta; Magnoliopsida; Fabales; Fabaceae. The record is from RefSeq and is a predicted model, not a curated record. Gene Ontology annotation, cellular component: chromosome. Bases 23 to 1981 code for a protein of 652 amino acids. Gene Ontology annotation, molecular function: RNA polymerase II complex binding.